GGGAACAUGCACCGACUGAAGGGCUCCAGCAAUUAGCAUAUAUCUAUAGCCUCGCGCUCUCCGCCAUCCUCGGACCCAGUUGAAACGGUCGCCUUGAAUAUUGUGCGGCAACGCUGCGUGGUACUAUCCAUUGUUCGCAAUGACUAGGGGUCGCAAGAAGGACCUUACUAUUCCUCCCACACGGGCCCUUACCCAGCAACGAGAUUACCGGGCGCGGAAGGCGCAGUACCUUGCGGACUUGGAGGAGCGAUGCCGUAAAGCUGAGCAGGAGAAUGCAGAGUUGAAGAAAGAGAUAGAGGCGUUGAAGAUACAGACAGGCAUAUCGACUAUCGGCUUGCAGCUUACUCCAGAGAUGGUGCAGGCUACGAGACAACUCAUGGAGCAUGUGGCGGCCACUCAAGCAUCUCUGGGUCAUUUCCAGCGGCUUCUCAUGGGACAGCCCGAUGCACUCCAUAGUCAAAUGGCAAGCACUUCCACUUCCCCUCCGCCGAACGCGGUCCCGUCGGCGAGCGCCGUCGCAUUGCCCUCCGCGGCCUUCCAGCUUCCGCUGACCCCGCCGGCCGUCUCUCCCCAGACCCUAGCGAGGGAGGUCUUAUCAUCGCUACCUCACCUAGACAUUCCACCAGCAGCCAUGUCCGCGAACGGCCUCCCGGAACACAGUGGACGUGGCGUCGAAGACUGCGGCAAUAGCGUCACGGCCAGCAGUAGGAGCGAGAGUCCGAUGUCAGAAUGCUGUGGAGGCUUGAUGGAUUGUACGGGACUGGUUGAAAGUGAAGACGAAGCCGCAGCGCCUCGAGGCGGCUGUAAGCAGAAGACCUCCGAACUCCGCUCUACGUCCGGAGGGUCAGACAGAUAUGGGGAGGGUAGUUCGGGGAUUCCGCGACUUGGAUAAUUUUCACCUUGCAUGCGUCACUGCUUUCGAUGUUUCUCAUGUUGUUUUGGGAGUCACAUAUCUGUAUCAUAAGGCUCGUUGCUUUGUUAAGCAUGCAUAGAAUCCAUUAGUUCUUCUGACUUUCCAAUUCCGCCUCCUUGUCUGCACUGUCCCAGUUCAACCAUCGCCCUAAUAGCAAGGCUAGCCAUGUGAGGGCAAGCAGUACAGGGACUUCAACCAGUGGUCCUAUUGUCGCGGCCAGAGCUUGGUCAGAUCCGACGCCGUAUACUGCGAUAGCUACCGCUAUGGCUAGUUCCUAAGCUGUGAAGCUU
Molecule: messenger RNA, 1203 nt
Organism: Gloeophyllum trabeum ATCC 11539
Lineage: Eukaryota; Fungi; Basidiomycota; Agaricomycetes; Gloeophyllales; Gloeophyllaceae
Exons: 4
Coding region: 140-892 (250 amino acids)
Biological process (GO): regulation of DNA-templated transcription
Molecular function (GO): DNA-binding transcription factor activity
Source: RefSeq, a predicted model, not a curated record